AUGUUGAACAACAACAACGACGACGACGACGACCAACAACCAACCACCCACCAACCACCACCACCAACCACCACCAACCACCACCAACCACCACCCACCACCACCCUCCCACCAACCACCCACCCACCAACCACCUACCAACCUCUCACCAACCACCCACCCACCAACCACCCACCAAUCACCCACCAAUCACCCACCAACCACACACCAACCACCCACCCACCAACCGCCACCAACCACCACCCAACCACCACCCAAUCACCCACCAACCAACCACCAACCAACCACCAACAAACAACCAACAAACAACCAACAAACAACCAAACAAACGACAAACAAACGAACGAACGAACGAACGAACGAACGAACGAACGAACGAACGAACGAACGAACGAACGAACGAACGAACGAACGAACGAACGAACGAACGAACAACAGCAGCAACAAAAAAC
Messenger RNA from Paramuricea clavata, 452 nucleotides. The record is from the annotation of a GenBank genome assembly. NCBI's taxonomy places the organism in Eukaryota, Metazoa, Cnidaria, Anthozoa, Malacalcyonacea, Plexauridae.